UAGCAGUAUUUUUAUCCAGCGAGAUGGAGGUAUCUUGAGCUCUAAUCCAGCGAGCUCGAGAGGGGAGUGGCAGCUUGCUUAGAAACCACUUGAUCGCUGCCUCACCUCACCACACCACACAAACACCUAUUCUCUCUCUCUAGCUCGCUGUCUCUGUGUCUCUCUCUAACUGAAGUUGCAGGAGUUCUUGGCAAGCUUCCCCAUAUAUACCCGACCACCACCGGGCAACGGUUGAUCGAUAUAGCCAGUGAGGAGAAGGGUUAUAGAGGCUGAUCGACCAUCGAUCGACGUCGUGGCGAGCGGCUAGUGUUCGUUGUCGUCGUCGGCGGCGGCGAGGUGGUGGUGGUGGUAGCUACGUAGGUUGUGGACAUCGAUCUAGAGGUAGAGGCAGGGAGGGGGAGGAAUGGGACGGCUGUCGUCGUGCGGCGGCGUGCAGGCGAAGCUGAGGAAGGGGCUUUGGUCUCCCGAGGAAGACGAUAAGCUGUACAAUCACAUCAUCCGACAUGGCGUCGGCUGCUGGAGCUCCGUCCCCAAGCUCGCAGGGUUGCAGCGAUGCGGCAAGAGCUGCAGGCUGCGGUGGAUCAACUACCUCAGGCCAGACCUGAAGCGCGGGAGCUUCUCGCAGCAGGAGGAGGACCUCAUCGUCGCGCUGCACGAGAUCCUCGGGAACAGGUGGUCGCAGAUCGCGUCGCACUUGCCGGGGAGGACGGACAACGAGAUCAAGAACUUCUGGAACAGCUGCCUCAAGAAGAAGCUCCGGCAACGCGGCCUCGACCCGGCCACGCACAAGCCCAUCGCCGCCGCCGCCGCGGCGGCGACGUCCUCGGAGUCGGCGGUCACCCAGGUGGAUGAGGAUCACAAGCCCCACGGCGCCGCCGCCGCCGCCGCCGCCGCCGACGGCCUCGCCGCGAACGCCAAGCAGUCGGUGUUCGACCCGUUCCCGGUGACCGACUUCGGCGCCGGCUUCGACCUCGGCGCGGCGAACAUGGCGGCGGCGCUGUACGGCUCCCACCCCGACGACGGCGCCGGGUUCGUCGCCGACUACAGCAGCGUGCUCGACGUGUCGGAGAACCUGGGCUACGGCGAGAGCUCCAGCAACAGCAGCAACUGGACCUGCGCCGAGGUGAGCAAUGUGCUCGACAGCGAGGUGCUCAACUGGGCCGCCUCGGCCGGCGCCGACGCCGCCGCCAAGGCAGAGCCCUUCGCCGACAUGGAGCAGCAGCACAGUGGCUAUGGCGGCGAGUAUCAGGUGGAAGACGACGCCACGCUGGAGCACAAGUUCUCGCUACCAUGCCAUGAGCAGAGCUUGGCUCAAUUCGACUUCAACUUGGAAUACUUCUGAUCAAUUAAUUUUUACCACUCCUUUUUUUUACCACACUACAGUAUAUUCUACACGUACAGGAUAAAGAACCAUUGGAAGAUUAGGAUUGUUAUUAUUAUUAUUACUACUACUACAUGUUAAUUUUCUCUAGCCCGGACUCUACUCACACUGUUUCUUUUUUCUUUUUUUUUUUGAGAAAAUGUAUACUGUUUUUCUGGUUGGUUAGAAUAAGAGACAUUACUACUAUACACACGAGAACAUUGUGCACUAUAAUAAUAAUAUUAUUUUUUUUGAGAGAAAAA
Molecule: messenger RNA, 1623 nt
Organism: Oryza sativa Japonica Group (Japanese rice)
Lineage: Eukaryota; Viridiplantae; Streptophyta; Magnoliopsida; Poales; Poaceae
Product: myb-related protein Hv33
Source: RefSeq, a predicted model, not a curated record